This is a messenger RNA of Procambarus clarkii (red swamp crayfish), 1578 nucleotides long. The record is from RefSeq and is a predicted model, not a curated record. Lineage: Eukaryota; Metazoa; Arthropoda; Malacostraca; Decapoda; Cambaridae.
AUGAGAAAGGAAGAGAGGAGACCAGAAGCCAUUUAUACCAUACGAGGGAAGGCAGCUACAGGAAUCAUAAAGAGAGAAGGAUCUGUGAGUGGAUAUACACUAGAGCCACACAUAAACAGGAUAACAUCGGCAGCAUCUGAGACGCUGGCAGAUAUAAGAACAUCGUUAAAGAAGCUGAAUCAGGACUCCUUCAAAGCAAUAGAAUACGCAUCACCGGUAUGGAAUCCACACCUGGUGAAACAUAAAGCCAAAAUUGAACAAAUACAAAUACUUUGCAACGGAGCUAAGAGGGCAAAGCUACAAAGACAGGCUACUGCAACUAAAUAUCACCACCCUAGAGCCUUGCCCAAUCGACCAGAGGAUGGUCGAUUGGGUGAGCCUGGGCAGUGGGGCAAGUCUGGGCAGUGGGCAAGUCUGGGCAGUGGGGCAAGUCUGGGCAGUGGGCAAGUCUGGGCAGUGGGGCAAGUCUGGGCAGUGGGCAAGUCUGGGCAGUGGGGCAAGUCUGGGCAAGUCUGGGCAGUGGGGCAAGUCUGGGCAGUGGGCAAUUCUGGGCAGUGGGCAAGCCUGGGCAGUGGGCAAGCCUGGGCAGUGGGCAAGCCUGGUCAGUGGGGCAAGCCUGGGCAGUGGGGCAAGCCUGGGCAGUGGGGCAAGUCUGGGCAGUGGGGCAAGCCUGGUCAGUGGGGCAAGCCUGGUCAGUGGGGCAAGCCUGGGCAGUGGGGCAAGCCUGGGCAGUGGGGCAAGCCUGGGCAGUGGGGCAAGCCUGGGCAGUGGGAGCCUCCUAUUGCCCAAGAGCCUCCUAAUGGCCAAGAGCCUCCUAUUGCCCAAGAGCCUCCUAAUGGCCAAGAGCCUCUUAACAGCCAAGAGCCUCUUAACAGCCAAGAGCCUCUUAACAGCCAAGAGCCUCUUAACAGCCAAGAGCCUCUUAACAGCCAAGAGCUUCCUAAUGGCCAAGAGCCUCCUAAUACCCAAGAGCCUCCUAAUGCCCAAGAGCCUCCUAUUGCCCAAGAGCCUCUUAACAGCCAAGAGCCUCCUAAUGGCCAAGAGCCUCUUAACAGCCAAGAGCCUCCUAAUGCCCAAGAGCCUCUUAAUGCCCAAGAGCCUCCUAAUGCCCAAGAGCCUCCUAAUGCCCAAGAGCCUCCUAAUGCCCAAGAGCCUCCUAAUGCCCAAGAGCCUCCUAAUGCCCAAGAGCCUCCUAAUGCCCAAGAGCCUCCUAAUGCCCAAGAGCCUCCUAAUGGCCAAGAGCCUCUUAACAGCCAAGAGCCUCUUAACAGCCAAGAGCCUCUUAACAGCCAAGAGCCUCCUAAUGCCCAAGAGCCUCUUAAUGCCCAAGAGCCUCCUAAUGCCCAAGAGCCUCCUAAUGCCCAAGAGCCUCCUAAUGCCCAAGAGCCUCCUAAUGGCCAAGAGCCUCUUAACAGCCAAGAGCCUCUUAACAGCCAAGAGCUUCCUAAUGCCCAAGAGCCUCCUAAUACCCAAGAGCCUCUUAAUGCCCAAGAGCCUCCUAAUGGCCAAGAGCCUUUUUGCUGUGGUUGCCAAUUUGUGGAUGGCCAGGAAGUAGGCAACAAGGCAUACCUGUUAUGA